AUGUUCAAGACGAUUCAGGCAGCUGUAAAUAACUUGUCUACUACUGCUCCUGAAACCCAAAUCCUGAUGAUUGCACCAGGCAAAUACAUUGAGCAAGUCACAAUCCCUGAUCGUCAAGCCCAGUUAACGAUAUAUGGUUUGAAGAACCCAUCUACCUCGUAUGCUGAUAACCAGGUUACAAUAUCAUUCAACAAGAACCGUGCGACUGAGACCAACAAUUAUGAUACUGCUACGCUACGUAUGAAGGCGUCAAAAGUGAAGAUGUAUAAUGUGAAUGUGGAGAAUACGAGUGCGCCAAGUACGCAUCAGGCUCUGGCAGUGGCCGCUUUUGUUGGGAUGCAAGGUUACUACGGCUGCCAAUUCAGUGCAUAUCAAGACACUGUGUGGACUAACGAAGGUCAUCAAGUCUAUGCUAAGUGUAUGAUUUCUGGACAAGUUGACUUCAUUUUCGGAGAAGCCAUUUUCGUCGAAGGUCGAGCUCUUGUGACGAAAUCUGAUGUUCGUGUGGUUCCUGGUCAUCUUGGUUUUAUUACGGCUUCCGGGCGAGCUAGUAGUACUAGUCAGGCUUGGCUGGUGUUGGAUCAAUGUAAUAUUGGUGGUGGAGAUGCCAACACCACCGGCAAGAUCUUCUUGGGACGUCCUUGGGGGGAUUUCGCCAAAACGACCGUACAAAAUUCGGUGCUAUCCAACAUUAUCAACCCUGAUGGCUGGGCACCAUGGUCACCGACAAUGCCACAUACAGCUAACGCAACUUUUGUCGAAUUUGGUAAUACUGGUCCUGGUGCAGCUGGUAAUCGUACAAUCGGCAAACAUGCUGGUAGCGUAGUGACCAUUGCCGAUGUUUUGGGUACAGAUUACAUGACUAUGCCCUAUGUGGAUGCCAAAUUUCUGUAA
This is a messenger RNA of Synchytrium microbalum, 894 nucleotides long. Its product is annotated as pectinesterase. Gene Ontology annotation, biological process: cell wall modification. Gene Ontology annotation, molecular function: pectinesterase activity. Bases 1 to 894 code for a protein of 297 amino acids. The transcript is spliced from 7 exons. NCBI's taxonomy places the organism in Eukaryota, Fungi, Chytridiomycota, Chytridiomycetes, Synchytriales, Synchytriaceae. The record is from RefSeq and is a predicted model, not a curated record.